Aphidius gifuensis is the source of this 1925-nucleotide messenger RNA. Its product is annotated as protein lozenge-like. Bases 231 to 1925 code for a protein of 564 amino acids. Gene Ontology annotation, molecular function: DNA-binding transcription factor activity, RNA polymerase II-specific; RNA polymerase II cis-regulatory region sequence-specific DNA binding; ATP binding. Gene Ontology annotation, biological process: regulation of DNA-templated transcription. The transcript is spliced from 6 exons. The record is from RefSeq and is a predicted model, not a curated record. Gene Ontology annotation, cellular component: nucleus. Lineage: Eukaryota; Metazoa; Arthropoda; Insecta; Hymenoptera; Braconidae.
UUGUUUUGAUUUUUAAAUAUAUAUACUCAGUCGAUAAGAUAGUUUCGCGGUGUGUUUUAAAAAUAAAAAUUUUAAGGAUCAAAAUUGAUGGGCAGUUGAUAAUAUUAUAAAAAUUUAAUUAUUUAAAUUUAAAUAAACAAGUAGUUAGUUAGAAAAUAUUAAUUGUUGAAUUAAUAAUUAAAAUCGUGAGUUACUCGAAGGAAACUUCGGGGCGUCGAAACGCCGAUGGGAUGCAUCUACCGGUGGAUUCGGUUGGUUGUGGGGAGAAUUAUGAUUCAGUUGGUUCCCAUGAGGGUGCCGGUCUUAUAGGUUCAUCUUUGGGAACACUACGUAGUGUUGAUACAAGAUAUACUGGUGAAGAAGAAGACGACGACGAGAGUGGUGGUGCCAGUAUCGGAGGUACAGGAGGCGAAAUGAGUGAGGGUGCUGCCGUCGGUGAGCUUUGGUGGACCGAAAGACUUGUUGGUGAAGCUCAAGCUGAACAUCCUGGUGAACUUGUCAGAACUGGUUCCCCAUAUUUUUUAUGCAGCCAAUUACCAACACAUUGGCGAUCAAAUAAAACACUUCCUGUUGCAUUUAAAGUUGUUGCUUUGGGUGAUGUUGGUGAUGGUACAUUGGUAACUGUACGUGCUGGUAAUGAUGAAAAUUGUUGUGCUGAAUUAAGAAAUUCAACAGCUCUAAUGAAAAAUCAAGUUGCAAAAUUUAAUGAUUUGAGAUUCGUUGGUAGAAGUGGUAGAGGAAAAAGCUUUAGCAUCACAAUAACUGUUUCAACAUCACCACCUCAAAUAGCGACCUACACAAGAGCCAUCAAAGUUACAGUUGAUGGUCCAAGAGAGCCACGAUCAAAAACACGACAACAACAUCAACAAUUUCGUGCACUUGGUCUUGGACAAAGACCAUUUUUGGAUACACCAUCAUCAUUUACAUCUCAUCUACGUGAAUUGGAAUCAUACAGAAGAAACAAGCAUCAUCAUCAUCAUCAUCUUCAUCAAACCAGCCAUUUACAUAAUCAACAAAAUAAUGGAAAUAAUAAUAACAACAAUAAUAAUUUAACCAACAAUAACAACAACAACAACAACAAUAGCAAUAAUAACAAUAAUAAUACAACAUCUAAUAAUUGUACGAGUAAUCAAAAUAAUGUUGAUCAAAGUUCAUCACCAAAUUCAACAACUCAUCUUGGAACAACAACGACAAAUCAUCAGGAUUGUUUCAAACAUAGUCCACACAACGAUAAUGCAGCAAGUACAGCUGAAUGGUCGUAUCCAUCAGCAGUACCAUCUUAUCCAGCUCCAUCAGGUAGUGAUGGUGGUUCAUAUUCACCAUUACCAGGUGGUGCAUUUGCAACAUAUCCUGGUGAAUCGUUAUCUCAUCAUCCAACAACAGAACCAGUUCCUCUUUCAGCUGUUUUACCAACUGAUCCAAAUCAAGAUGCAUAUACACCAAAUUGUGUGACAAUGUAUUCAAAUCAUGGAACAUCAGGAACAACAUUACCAUUGCUACCAAUUAAAUCAUCAGACAAUGAUUUAUUUCCUGGAAGUGGUCCUGGUGGUGGCGGUGGUGGUAUUAAUAAUAAUGGUGGUAAUGGUAGUCCAAGUGGUGGUUAUCAUUAUGGAACGUGGACAUCUGGACCAACAACAACAACACCAGUACCAGUACCAUCACAUAAUUUUAAUCCAAAUUAUCAAGGUUAUUAUAAUAAUCCAAGUCAAAAUUAUAUAAGUCCACCACCAGUUGUAUUUUAUCCACAAUUAUAUAAUACUGUUAAUCAAAAUCAAAUACAUUUACAUGUACAUGGUGAUUUAAGUGAUGAACAAGUUACAAUUGCUGGUGGUAAUUUAACAAUAAAUAAUAAUAGAGUAGAAAUUGGUGUUGGGGUACUUGGUGAAGAAAAUGAACAGAGAAAUGAUGUUUGGCGACCUUAUUAA